Olea europaea var. sylvestris is the source of this 525-nucleotide messenger RNA. RefSeq names its product NAC transcription factor 29-like. Gene Ontology annotation, biological process: regulation of DNA-templated transcription. NCBI's taxonomy places the organism in Eukaryota, Viridiplantae, Streptophyta, Magnoliopsida, Lamiales, Oleaceae. Bases 1 to 525 code for a protein of 174 amino acids. The transcript is spliced from 4 exons. Gene Ontology annotation, molecular function: DNA binding. The record is from RefSeq and is a predicted model, not a curated record.
AUGAUUGAAAUUCUUGGGAAUUUCGGACGUCGCUGGGAACAUGAAGUGAAUAUGCGACUUAACCCGCGCGAAACACCUGAUUCUGUUUUUCGCCCUACGGAUGCUGAACUGAUUCUUGAUUUCUUAAUCCGAAAAAUCAAGAACGAGACGAUGUCUCGCAAUCUAAUUAAAGUGGUUGAUAAUGUAUACCACUUUCACCCGGAAAAUCUUCCAGAUCAUUAUGGUGAGAAUCGAGCGGAAGAAUGGUUAUUCUUUGCACCAAGGGAUAUGGAACACGAAAAUGAAGAAAUACGGAAUGGAGUUGGGGUCAAUGGAUAUUGGCAAGUAACUGGGGAAAAUGAUGAAACCAUCAAACAGAAUGAUGAAACUAUUGGAUUUCGAAGGACUCUUGAAUUCUACAAGGGAAACCCACCCAACGAUGACAAGACUUCUUGGAUUAUGCAUGAAAUCAGAUUGAACGAUCAACUUGCUACAGAUGAUACAGAGAAUAUUCCACAAGGAUUACAGAUGGUAGGACGAGAGUGA